Molecule: messenger RNA, 9475 nt
Organism: Cheilinus undulatus (humphead wrasse)
Lineage: Eukaryota; Metazoa; Chordata; Actinopteri; Labriformes; Labridae
Gene: trip11
Product: thyroid hormone receptor interactor 11
Exons: 21
Coding region: 438-6365 (1975 amino acids)
Biological process (GO): Golgi organization; endoplasmic reticulum to Golgi vesicle-mediated transport
Cellular component (GO): Golgi apparatus
Molecular function (GO): small GTPase binding
Source: RefSeq, a predicted model, not a curated record
GCCAUCGCCGCAGCCGAGCUGAUAAUGGCUGCAGUUGAGGUGGCACUUUCUGGGCGCUGUGUUGACGGGACUGGCUGUAUAUCUUCAUGAAAACAGCCUUUUAGAUUUAUGUAGGAUUACUAUGACCUUCAUGUUGAGCCGUUUUAUGAUUUAGUCGCUGUUUCGUUGUCGUUUAUCGUCGGUUAGCUAGCUUGUCUUGGUAAAUUCCUCCAGGCGAACGAGCAGCUGUGAUUACCGGGCUCUGAGGUAAAAGAUCCUCUGACAGCUUAGACAGAGACUUUGUUUGACAACUUCACAGUUUACUUUGAAGUCUCUGUGGUUUAGAUUUGACACUUUAUCUUAAUGACAGAGUUACCAGCUCUACAGUCCGUGCUAAGCUAGUUAGCCCCCGUCCUCUCGGCCGUGCUUUGUUUUGGUUUGGUGUCUCUCCCCUCAGGAUGUCAUCGUGGCUCGGUGGGCUCGGCUCCGGCCUCGGCCAGUCUCUGGGCCAGGUCGGAGGGAGCCUGUCCUCUUUUACCGGACAGAUAUCAAACUUUACCAAAGACAUGCUGCUGGAAGGAGUGGAAGAAGUAGGAGAUGCUGCCACCGAACUCCAAGUGUCCAAUUCCAAACUGGCUGAGGUCGAGGCCGCGUUCGCCACUCAGAAAUCCGAGUACGACAGACUGAGGAAGCUCUAUGCUGAGCUGGAGGAGAAACAUGAGGCCUCGGAGAUCCAGAUCAAAGGACAGUCUGCUGAGUACAGAAGCCUCCUGCAACAGAAAGAUGUGGAGAUCAGUCACCUGAAAGCUCGGCAGAGUGGACUCCAAGAAGAAGUCCAGAACCUGCAGCAGUCAGCCCAGUCCGCCUCAGCCGGUCCUGCGCUGCUCCCCGUCACCACCUCUGCCUCGUCUACUACCUCCUCCUCAGUGUCCUCCUUCCUUCCUCGUCCCUCGGGGGCCCACCAUGAUGAGAUGGACCUCAGCGAUGUCAUCUGGUCUCAGCAGGAGAUCAACCGGCUGUCGACUGAAGUCCUGCGCCUGGAGGCCGAGGUGGCUCACUGGAGGCGAAUGUCUCAGGCGUCCACAGCAGCUGGAGGCGGUAACGGUGAUCAGGGUGAGAUCCUCAAGCUUCAAAGAACUAUAAAGGAGCUUCGAGAAGAGAUGAGUCGAGAGGUGGAUGAACAUCAGCAUGAACUGGCUGCCCUGCAGGACGCUCAGCGGCAGAAGCUGGCUGACAUUACACGGAGACACAGAGAAGAGUUGGCGGAGUACGAGGAGAGGAUAGAGGAGCUGGAGGAGCAGAUUCAGAGUGGCGGUAGCCAGCCCUCUUCUCCAUCAGAAGCCUCCAAACUGCCUGAACUCCAGAGGACCAUCAGCUCCCUGCAGGAGGCAGCAGAGCGUCGAGAGGAGCAGCUGGAAGAGCUCUCAGCCCGGCUGGAGGAUGCACAGAAGAGAGAAGCCUCACUGCAGCAGGAGAAAAAUGAAGCUCAGGAGGAAAAUGCCGGGCUGCUGCAGAACUACACCCGACUGCAGGCCUCGGUCACCGAGCUCCAGACCAGAGUUCAGGAGCAGGAGGGGAAGGCUCUGCAGAAAGCUCAGCUGGACCACGAGAUCCAAGCACUGAGGAAAAAACUGGCAGAUGCAGAAAAAGAAAUAGAGAGAUUGAAAAGCCUGCCUGAGGUGGAAACAAAGGAAGAAGUUGAGCAUGCAGACAUCCUAGAACUGAACACAAUCAUCGGGACGUUGGGAAAAGAAAAAGAAUUAAUAGAACAAGAAAAGCUAAAUCUGCAACAAAGACUGAAACUGGCCGAGGAGCAACUAUUAACCAAUAAAGAAGCAGAUUUCGGAGAGUCUGAAUCGUUGGAGGACCUGAAGGUGGAGCUGGAGAGGAGAGAAAAAGCUCUGAGAAACACAGAAGAGGAACGAGACACGCUGAUGUCAGAGCUGGAGGAACUGGACCGGCAAAACCAGGAAGCAACACAGCAUAUGAUCACUGUGAAGGAGCAGCUCAGCGGACAGCUGAAAGACUCAGAAGCAGAAGUGACAAGACUGACUGUGGAGCUCAACACAACCAAAGACCAGAAGAAAGCACUCGAACAAGAGCUGGAGACCCAAAAGGAGAAGAAUAGCCAGAGCGCCUUCACCCUGAAUGACCUGCACAUGAGAAAACAGCAGCUGGAGGGGACGGUGAAGGAGCUGAGAGACAAAAUAGGACUGUCACAGGAACAGAGCAAGGAAGCGCGACGAGAAAUCACAGAGCUGAGGAGGACGCUGCAGGAGAGAGAGGAGCAGCUGUCUGUGGCUAAAACAGAGCUGCAUCAGGUGGAGCAGAGAGGAACUGAAACACGAGGGGAUGAAGAAGUGUUAGUAGAGAAGGAGAGAGAGCUGUCAGAGCUGAGAAGAGAGUUAGAUGAGAUGAGGAGCUCGAAGGAGAUGGUGAUGAGUGAAGAUUAUGAGUUAAAGAUGGAGAACAGGAGGUUAAAGGCUGAGAGUGAGGAAGCAAACAGGCAGAUGAAGGACAGUCAGGCAGCUCUGAAUCGGGCAGUACGGGAGAAAGACACUCGUAUCGAAGCACUGAAGCUGGAGAAAAACCAGCUGGAGGGUGAGUUAAGGCAGGCGGAGAGCACACUGUCAGAGCAGGCCAAGCAGUACCAGCAGACCAUCGAGGAGCUGACGCGAGCACGCUCCAUGGAUGCUUCAGCUCUGCAGAUGGAGCACGAACGAGCCAUCAAACUGAACCAGGAGAAGGACAUGGAGAUUGCUCAGCUGAAGAGGGACAUGGAGCAGUUAGCGUCAGAUCACAGAGACACCAACGAGAUGCUUUCUAUCACAGUCGCAGGGCAGAAGCAGCUGACAGAUCUGCUGCAGGAGAAAGACGCCUUUAUGGACACUUUAAAACAAAACGCCUCAGAUCUGCAGACAGAGAUGGAGAACAGUAUUUCAGCUGUGACUAAGGAGGCGGACACUCUCAGGCAGGCGCUGGAGGAGAAGGACAAACAGCUGGGAGGUAUGAAGGAGGAGAAUAGUCACUUAAAAGAGGAGAUCGAUCGACUCAGGGAUCAACAGAGCAGGCCUCAGCCACUAUCCGAGCCCAGGACUUUAGACAUCAUCACAGAGCUGGAGACUGAGAUCACACAGCUGAAAUCUUCCAGAAACAGACUGGAGGAGGAGGUCCAAACUCUCAGGAGAACCUCAGAGGAGCAGCAAGCCUCUCUCCUUCUGUCUCAGCAGUCCCUCCAGGCUCAGCAGAGCGAGCUCGAGCAGGCACACGCUCGCAAUCAGCAGACUACACUCAACUACGACAGGCUAAUCCACGCCAGAGAUGAAGAGAUAUCCCACCUCCAGCAGGCGGUAGAUCAGCUCAGCGAGAGCCGAAGCCGCGCAGACUCACCUCCUGUGCAGGGAGAUGUCAUCCUGCAGGAGGAGAAGACACAAACUCUCAAUCAGGAGAACGGCAAUGAGAAACACGACCUGUCCAAGGUGGAAAUAGAGAAACUAGUGAGAGGCAUCAAGGAGAAAGAGACUGAGAUCAGCCAGCUCAACGAGAAGAACCUGUCUCUGACCAGACAGCUUGAUCAGCUCGUGUUAUCCCGCGAUGAAGUGGGAAAACUCUCCCAGGUGAUCCUGCAGAAGGACCUGGAGAUACAGGCUCUCCAUGCUAGAGUAUCUCUAGGUGGAAAUGGAGGACACAGCCAGGAUGUUUUGUUCCUGCAGCAGCAGAUUCAGGCGUAUGCUGUGGAAAGAGAGCAAGUGUUGGCUGUGCUCAACGAGAAGACCAGAGAGAACAGCCAGCUCCGCUCCGACUAUCACCGCCUCAUGGAUAUCUUAGCAGGGAAGGAGGCAGCGUUGGUGAAGCUUCAGCAGGAGAACACUCGCCUCUCCAACAUGAGUGACCCCUCAGGAAGCCAGGAGAUGUUCAAGGAGACCAUCCAGAAUCUGUCCCGCAUCAUCAGGGAGAAGGACAUAGAGAUCGACGCUUUGACGCAGAAGUGUCAAACUCUGGUGACUGUCCUGCAGUCCUCAGGAGGAGAUUCCGGCCCCGGCUCCGGGGGCGUCAGCAGCAACCAGUUCGAGGAGCUGCUGCAGGAGAGGGACACUCUGAAACAGCAGGUGAAGAAGAUGGAGGAGUGGAAGCAGCAGGUGAUCACCACGGUUAAGAACAUGCAGCAUGAGUCGGCUCAGCUGCAGGAGGAGCUGAUCAAGCUGCAGGGCCAGGUCUCUGCUGACAGUGACUGCAGCUCCAAGCUGUCAGUGGACUACACCCGCCUGAUCCAGAGCUAUGAGCAGAAAGAACGCAGACUUGGGAGUCUGAGCCAGGAGCUUGCCCAGGUCCAACAGACCAUCACCCAGCUCAGCUCCACUAAAGACGUCCUGCUGGGGAAGCUUGACAGCGUAGCACAGUCUCCUGAAGUCGUAGCUGUUCAGUCCAGUUCACCGUCUCUCACAGCUGAAGCUCCGAGCCAGCAGACCCCUGCAGAUGCUGACAAACUGCGGGAAGAAAUUUCCAGAUUGCAGUCUCUAUUAGCUGAAAGGGAUAACACAAUCAGGACUAUUCAGGAGAACAACCACCGGCUCUCCAACUCGGCGUCUGCCUCGGAGAUUGAGCAGAGAAGUCAAGCUGAGGAGGUUCGGCAGGUCAGAGAGAGACUGGACACCCUUCAGAGGUCUGUGAGGGAGAAAGACCUGCUCAUCAAAACCAAAGGAGACCAGCUGAGUCAGGUCAGCGAGACGCUACGGAACAAAGAGAACGACAACGAAGUGCUGAAGCAGGCCGUCACCAACCUGAAAGAGCGGGCUCUUAUUCUGGAAUUGGACGUGAAGAAGCUGAAGGAGGAGAAUGAGCUGGUGGCUGCACGCUCUCGAGAGAAAGAAUCCGAGUUCAGAGCGCUGCAGGAAACAAACAUGCAGGUUUCUCUGCUGCUCAGAGAGAAGGAGUUUGAACUGAGCGCUGUGAGUGAGAAGGCUGCAACUGUGGAGAGGAUGCUCAAAGACAAAGAGCAGGGUAAAUCCAGUGAGCUGAAUCAGCUCCUGAAUGAACUGAAGUCAAUGCAGGAGAAAGCCGUGGCCUUCCAGCAGGAGAGAGACCAGAUGAUGAUGGCACUAAAGCAGAAACAGAUGGAGACCACAGCAGUACAAACAGAGCUUCAGCACAUGAGAGAUAAAGAGCAGCGUCUUAACCUGGAACUGGAGAGGUUGCGUAAUCACCUCUUGGAGAUAGAGGAGUCAUACACGAGAGAAGCGCUCUCUGCUGAGGACCGGGAGGCCGAGCUGCGGAGGAGGGUGGCACUGCUGGACGAGAAACUGGCUUCAUCUUCAAGUGCUGUGGAAAAUGCAAGCCAGCAGGCCAGCAUGCAGGUGGAGUCUCUGCAGGAGCAGCUGAGCGCCGUGGUGAAGCAGAGAGACGACGCUCUCACUCACCUCAGAACCUCUCAGGAGCAGGUCAACCAGUAUGCAGUGUCACUCUCCAACCUGCAGAUGGUGCUAGAGCAGUUUCAACAAGAGGAGAAAGCCAUGUACUCAGCAGAGCUCGAGAAGCACAGAAGGGAGAAGGAAGAGUGGAGAAAAAAAGCUGAGAGGCUGGAGGACCAAGCAUCUGCACUUCAGAUAAACCUCGAUGAAGCCAACGCUGCUCUGGAUUCAGCGUCUCGUCUCACUGAUCAGCUAGAUCUGAAGGAGGAGCAAAUUGAGGAGCUGAAAAAACAAGUGGAUGUGCGGCAGGAGAUGCUGGAGGAGGCUCAGAGGAAACUGAUGAACCUCUUGAACAGCACAGAGGGGAAGAUUGACAAAGUUCUGAUGCGGAACCUUUUCUUGGGGUACUUCCACACGCCUAAAACCAAGCGUGGCGACGUGCUUAGGCUCAUGGGAAGUGUUCUGGGACUGAACCGAGAAGAAGUCGAUAAGAUGCUGGAGGAGGACGGACGUCACGGUGUUACAGGAUGGGUGUCGAGCUGGUUAGGAGGCAGAGGAGCACAAAGUGUCCCAAACACUCCUCAGAGGCCAACGAGUGGCCCAGGGCUGAACUCAUCUUUCUCAGAGAUGUUUGUGAAGUUCCUGGAGAUCGAGUCGACUCCCUCUCUGCCUGCACCAAAGCUUCCAGUUCAUGACAUUAAGCCUCUGAACCCCCCGCCUUUAAGAAGAACCACUGGUGCUGCUUCCAGCUCCGCCAUGGGAGCUGCAGCAGGCAGUAAGCGAGCUGGAGAGUCGAACCCUUUCCUGGCUCCUCGCUCAGCUGCAGUGCCCCUGCUGGCUGGUUCAAGCUCUGCUGGUUCAGGAGGAGGUCACCUGCUGAUGAAGCCCAUCUCUGACGCCCUGCCCACCUUUACGCCUGUGCCGGUCUCGGCUGAAGCCAGUGCUGGAAACGUGCUCAAAGACUUGUUAAAGCAGUGAUCGAUCCUGUUGAGGAGUGCCAGACAGACAUUUUAGUUUUUACACUACACUGAAAUAUUAGGGCGGUUCUGCUUCUCAGCGCUGCUCUUUUUUAUUUCUUUAAAAAUAAAUAAUCAGAGGAGUCAAAGUCUGAUGAGGGCAUUCUGGUAUUUUGACAUGUGGGCUAUAUUUUUACAUGGAUAACAUCUAAUAGAUCAAAUUUAUUUACAUUGCUGGAGCAGGAAAACAGGCUGCAAUGGCUGUAACAUGAUGCCUUGAGGGAGAACAUCAACUGAAAGUGAUGAGGUCUUUGACCUUGACCUAUGACCUCCAGUAUCCAUUCAGUUCAUUCUGUAGUCAGAGUGGACAUGUGCUCAAAGUUUGAAGGAUAUUCCUUAAAUAUUUAUGAGAUAUUCCAUCCACAUUUAAGGGGUCAAUGACCCUGAGCUAGGAAGAAAAUCCCUCAAAGUGUUCUUGAGAUGUCACAUUCUACUUCCCAAGGGGGUGGUGAACAUAAGACUCAUGACUUUGACCUUUAACCUCAAAAAAAAAGUCUAUGUAUCUUUGAGUCAUAGUGGACAUGGGUGCAACGUUUGAAGGAUAUUCUUUAAAGUGUCUUGACUUACCCUGUUAACUAGCAAGGGAUUAGCAUGAGGCACAAAGACCUUGACCUUUGACCUGCAUCAUAUAAAAUCUUAUGAGUUCAGCCUUGAGUCAGAGUGGACAUGUGUGCAAAUUUUGAAGGAUAUUCCUUAAACAUUUUAGAGAUAUUCUAUUCACAAGCAAGGGAUCAACAAGAGGCCCAACGACCUAGGACCUAUAAAAUCUUAUGAAUUCAGAGUGGACAUUUGUAGAAAUGUGAAGAAAAUCCCCCAAAGCGUCUUGAGAUGUCCCAUUCUCAAGCAAUGGACAAACAUAAGACUCAAUGACCUUUACUUUGACCUCCAAAAUCUUGACUAUUCACCUUGCAUCCGAGUAGACAUGUUGGCAAGGUUUAAAGCAUGCUUGUUAGAGCAUUCUUGAGAUAUCCUGUUCACUAGCAAAGGGUUUACAAAGGCUCAAUGACCUUGAUGUUGACCUGCAACCUUUAAAAUCUUGUAAGAUUAUCCUUGAGUCAGAGUGGUCAUUUGUAGAAACGUGAAGAAAUUCCCUCAAUGAUCAUGAGACCAAAUGAUUUUGACUUAUGAAAUGUAAAGAAAAUCCCUCAAAGUGUUCUUGAGAUAUCGCCUUCACAACCAAGUGAUUUACAUGAUACUCAAGACCUUGACCUUUGACCUCCAAAAUCCAGUCUAUUCACCUUUGAGUCAGGGUGGAUGUGUGCAAAGUUGUAAGGAUGCUUAGAGAAGCAUUCUCAAGAUAUCCUGUUCGCUAGCAGAGCAAUUUACAAGAGGAAAAAUGACCUUAACCUUUGACCUACAACCCUCAAAUUCUUAUGAGUUCAUCUUUGAGUUGGAAUAGACAUUUGUGUAAAGUUUGAAGAAAAUUACUCAGAGCAGUGUUGAGACAUUGCUGUUACAAGCAAGGAAUGAAUAUGAGGCCCUAUGAUUUUGCCUCAAGACCGCAGAAAUCUAAUGUGUUCAUUCUUCAGUCAGAGUGGAAGUUUAUGCAACAUUGAAGGAUAUUCCCAGAAGCAUUCUGGAGCUUUCCCGUCCAUAAGCAUUAGGGGGACCAGCCUAGGGACCUUGAGCACCGACCUCCAAAAUCCAAUCAGAUCAACCUUCAGACAGAGUGCACAUGUGUGCAAGGGUUUAAGGAUAUUCUUAAAAGCCUUCUUGAGAUACCAUGUUCACAAGUCUGGAACUGAGGAGAUGCUCAGUGACCUACAACCUCAAAAUUCUUGUGAGUACAUCCUUGAGUCAGAGUGGACAUUUGUUCAAGGUUUGAAGAAGAGGUAUCACAGUGACAAGAAUGGCCCAUACGUAUGGACAGACCACCUGAAAGCAGAAUGCCCUCUGGCUCAGGCUAACACCUGAGCAGAAGUAUGAAAAUAUCAGAAUCACGUUUUAGUAUUUCCUUAAGUUUGGAGGGAAUGAAACAAAUUGUUGACUUUACCCUUAGUUUCACUUUGAAUUGCUGUUCUAUGCAACAGAAUCUCCCUUUACACAUCGGUAAAUGUUCCACAUUCAUUGUUUGGUGUAAAUGCACAAGUAAAAAUACUCAUGAAGGGACUCCGUGUGCAGGAGAAACACAGGAUAUGAACGUUUUUAACUUCUGAGCUGAAUAGAUUUUCAUAGAAAGUGUCCUUCUGAUCAUAGUUUCCAUCUUUGAUUCUGCUUCAUCGCACAAGUUCUGAACACAAGUGACCUUAAACUCACAGUGUGCAGUUCAAUACGUGUGGAUUGAGUUAAUCAUCGCCUCUUCAGCAGGAGGAAGCGCCUCACAUCCUUCAGUUUCCAUCCUUUGACCUACAACUUUUAUUUCUUGUCUUCUGAGUCUGUUUUUUUCUCUUUUGGACAAUGCAGUGACUUGUCUCUGAUCCAGCGCUCUGCGGCUGCAGCAGACUGUGUGCAGAUUUAUGUGGUCCACUACAUCUGUUAAAACCAUAAAGAUUUUUUGCUAAAUCUUGUCUUUUCCAGACAGCCAGACUGUGAUAUGCAAUAAGCGUUGUAAUUGUGGCUGUGACUGCAGACUGUGGUCGAUCAGAAGCUUGAGACUGCUCUUAUGAUUGAAUUCAGCACUAUUAUAUAGUUCUAUAUAUGUAAAUGGGUGGUGUUUUUGUAUUUAUGGGCACUAAGGAGGUUUUGGAAGUUAAGUGCCUGCAUUUUUGCUAAUUAGAUAGUUGUAUAAUCAGGAUUGUAAAUGUUUAAUAUAAAUAUAUAUAUUUACAAAAUGUACAAACUGCACAUUUAAGAGGUUUUAACCCGACCAGAGCUGGCCGGAGUGAAACUGAGCUGCUCGACAUUUUUUAAAAGCGUCCAUCAGCUGCUGCAGAAGGAAUGUUACAGGGUUUCUCCAGGUGUAUCGAUAAAAUGUAUAAACUGUAAAUCCCUGUUGUAAAGGAAUUUUUGUAGAUGUCAAAUUUGAAACUCAGAGGUGUCAGAGUCGGAUUACCUUGAUCUUGGCAGAUCUUUACCUGAAGUUAGUACCCUUCAUUUAAUUGGAUUUUAAAAUCAAAUAAAGGUACUGCGAUG